This is a messenger RNA of Trichoderma asperellum CBS 433.97, 779 nucleotides long. The record is from RefSeq and is a predicted model, not a curated record. NCBI's taxonomy places the organism in Eukaryota, Fungi, Ascomycota, Sordariomycetes, Hypocreales, Hypocreaceae.
UAACAAAAGAAACAAAAGACAAAAAAAAAAAAAAAACUCCUCUGGAUUCUAGGCUGUAUUUUGUUACAUUUUUCUUUUCUAUUUCAACUCGAUGCAACCCCAUUUUCCGUUGCAUAGCACCCAGAUUGUGCUUCCCCGUUUUCGGUUCUUUUAUUAUAUCUCCUAUUUUUUUUUCCUAUUCUGGAUGGUCGGCAACAUUUCUUCUCAUCAUCGGCUUAAGCGGAGUCUUUCUUUGGCUUCGGAUCAUGUGGCGUCUGUUUAUUUUUCUUCUUCACUCUCUUAUCGCAGACGUUUUCGUACCAGAGAAAGGCGACGGCAAAACAUACAUUUUACUGCAGCCUCACCUCCUGCGUGGCAAGGAAUGAGCAAAAUGACAGCGGCAGCAACGACGAUAUCGAAAGCGUCAAAAUUUUUCUUUUUUCUUACACACAUUUUCUCAGAAUUGAAGAGCGUCCGAUUUUGUGGGAGGCCCUUGGGUACGCAUGAGCCUCCUUCGAAACGAUUCCUGGGCAAAAUCCCCCAUCUUUCAAACGAAUUUACUUUGGAUCACAUCACUCGGAACUACCUACAUAUUACGGACUGAAACGACAAACGCUGUCACGUAGCUCUUAACGACUUAAAGACUUUAGGCACAUGCGAUGGAUAUACCCGUGAGGCUGUGUGUGAUGUUGUAAUGAGCUUGAAUCGGCGGCGCUGCUCUGGAGGCCGCAAACGGUAACACUCGUUGUUUGAUUGGUUUUUGGCGGCAGAUCCUUGGUUUGCUACUUGAGAGCAAUUCA